AUGCACAAUUUAAAGAGUUCAUCGACAUUGGUACACGAAGUUCUAUUCUUCGAAGUCGUACUGGAAUACUUGCCAACGUUGUCCGGCAACUACCGCCUGCUGUAUAAGGGGCACACGUACUGGUGCGACAAGAACAGGCGUCUGAACAAAAUGUGCUGCAAGUGGUACUGCUCCAAGAAGAAGAGGAGAAAAUGUCCCGCGUCGCUGUAUACCGUAGAAGUACACAUGACGCAGUCGCAGAAGGGGAGGUCGCUGCUCUCGUGCUCGGGGUACACCUUCUACCUGCCGACGGCGUACCGCCAGCUCGACGGCAGGAAGUCGAUGAGGCGCUGGUACUGUUCCACCAACAGGCCCAGGGGCUGCACCGCGCACAUCGUCACCAAGAGGGGCGCCGUCGUGGUGGUGGACAACAACCACAACCACAUGCCGAAGCCGGUCUCGUUGAAGUACCACGAACCGAGGAUGUGGAGUUAC
Messenger RNA from Iphiclides podalirius (scarce swallowtail), 474 nucleotides. The record is from the annotation of a GenBank genome assembly. Lineage: Eukaryota; Metazoa; Arthropoda; Insecta; Lepidoptera; Papilionidae.